Messenger RNA from Schizophyllum commune H4-8, 1174 nucleotides. Its product is annotated as carbohydrate esterase family 1 protein. Bases 34 to 897 code for a protein of 287 amino acids. Gene Ontology annotation, molecular function: hydrolase activity. The transcript has 7 exons. Gene Ontology annotation, cellular component: extracellular region. The record is from RefSeq and is a predicted model, not a curated record. NCBI's taxonomy places the organism in Eukaryota, Fungi, Basidiomycota, Agaricomycetes, Agaricales, Schizophyllaceae.
GACAACCGGUCUACCACACGUCCAGCGCUCGCCAUGAAAUUCUCCAAGGUCACCUCCCUGCUCGCCGCCGCUGGCGCUGCGAGCGCUGCCUCCUUGCAGCAGGUCUCGAACUUCGGUACCAACCCCACGGGUGUGCAGAUGUUCAUCUACGUCCCCGACCAGCUCGCCGCGAACCCGCCGAUCAUCGUCGCGAUGCAUUACUGCACGGGCACUGCGCAGGCGUACUUCCAGGGCACGCAGUACGCGAACUUGGCGAACAGCAUGGGCUUCAUUGUCAUCUACCCCGACGCGCCCGACUCUGGAGGCUGCUGGGACGUCCACUCGGACGCGACGCUCACGCACGACGCGGGCGGCGACUCGCUCGGCAUCGCGUCCAUGGUGCGCUACACGAUCGACCAGUACGGCGCGGACCCGGCGCGCGUGUUCGCGACGGGGACGAGCUCGGGGGCGAUGAUGACGAAUGUCCUCAUCGGUGCUUACCCAGACCUCUUCGCGGCUGGCGCGGCGUUCUCGGGCGUGCCCUACGGCUGCUUCGCGGGCCCGUCGAUGUGGAACUCGCAGUGCGCGCAGGGGCAGCUUAUCAAGAGCGCACAGGAAUGGGGCGACCAAGCCCGUAGCGGCUACUCCGGCUUCAGCGGGACGCGUCCGAAGAUGCAGGUCUGGCACGGGUCUGCUGACACGACGCUCUACCCGCAGAACUUCUACGAGGAGGUCAAGCAGUGGACCAACGUCCUCGGCUACGCCGAGGGCUCGGGCACGAACUCGUCGAACGACCCGCUGUCGGGGUACACGCGCACGACGUACGGUCCCGACUUUGAGGCGAUCUUUGCGCAGGGCGUGGGGCACACGGUGCCCGAGCAGGCGAAUGAUGUGCUGAGGUUCUUCGGGUUGGCUUGAGGGUGAUCGAUGAGGGGUUGUAGUAUCGUGUUUGAUUCAAGAAAAUGUGAGCUAUUGGAAUCUGGGUCCAUGUUGUACAGGGUAUUGGGUAUGCUGGAAUACACGACUUGUUUGCGCGCCUGACUGCCAGCUUUUUUCCGAAUAUCCUUUCGGCCGAUGUGUAUGUUGGACCCUGUUGCUCGUGGUCAUCUGUUUGCUCAUCUGGGCGCCUGCGCUUCAGUGAUGCCCUUCUAGCGCUGCAGGUGAGUCCCUCAGUGAUUCCUACUCUGCCUGUUCU